This is a messenger RNA of Vitis riparia (riverbank grape), 2353 nucleotides long. RefSeq names its product rhamnogalacturonan I rhamnosyltransferase 1. Lineage: Eukaryota; Viridiplantae; Streptophyta; Magnoliopsida; Vitales; Vitaceae. Gene Ontology annotation, cellular component: chloroplast; cytoplasm. The transcript has 8 exons. The record is from RefSeq and is a predicted model, not a curated record. The coding region runs from base 602 to 2116 and encodes 504 amino acids.
AAGUGUUGGAAACUUGAAAGUACGAACAAACCCAAAUCAUCGGAAGAAUCGGAGCACGAAUUGAAGCUGGGUUUGUGGCCAGGUCGGCGAUCUCGGCCUUCAAAAUCGGAGUCCUCUCCAUCUCAACCCAGCCAAACACCCCCUAACAUAUCUUCCAUUUUCAGAAUAAGAGAAGAAUAUUUCCCCAGAAAAGGAAAAAAAAAAAAAAACAGAACCAGAGAGAAAAGAAUUGGGCGGUGGAAAUUUUUUGGCCUGCCGGACUUAUUUAUUUUUGUUUUGCCUUUUGGCUCGUGAAUUCCACCUCCCCUUUCUCCAGGUUUCUGCCAUUGGUUGUUCGGAAAGUCCGGUUUUCUAGGGAGAAUUUACUAAAAGGUUACAGUGUCGAUCUUGGUGGAGUUGGUUAAUUGAGUUAGAUUUUGUGUAGUUUUUUUUGAAGAUUUGUCUUGUAUUUUUGGUGGAGCUAGGGCUCUUGUUGUGGGAUUCCGAGACUUUUUGUUUUUGUUGAUGUGGGGUUUGAUGUGUUGCUUCGGAUUGAGUAAAAUUGGAAUUGGUGAGAAGUAAAAGGUUUCGAUGAAGUGGCAAUGAAGUGUGUAGAAGAGAAAUGGAGGUUAGAUCUGAGGGUAGUUUACAGGUGAGGUGCGAUAAGCUUCCAGCUCCGGUGAUUCCAAGGACUCGUCUUCAGGUGUGGUUUAUUCGUGUGUGCUCCAGCAUUUUGCUAUGGACGUGUCUGGUGCAGUUGGUUGCAGUGGGGGAGCUAUGGCAUCCGCGUUUGCUAACUGGAAUAUCAUCCCACUUAUCUCGGAUAACUCCGUAUCCGUUGCACGUCGAAAAGGCUAUUUUAUCGCCUCCUCCUCGUCCUCUCCCUGCAAGGAGCUACCAAAGCAAUGGUUUUCUUAGAGUUUCUUGCAAUGGGGGCUUGAACCAAAUGCGGGCUGCGAUCUGUGACAUGGUCACUGUUGCUCGGUUUUUGAAUCUCACUCUAGUAGUCCCAGAACUUGAUAAGACAUCUUUCUGGUCCGACCCUAGUAAUUUUGAGGAUAUCUUUGAUGUGAGACAUUUCAUUGAAUCACUAAGAGAUGAAGUUCGCAUUGUCAAAAGGCUGCCUAAGAGGUUCAGCAGGAAGUACGGAUACAAGCAACUUGCCAUGCCCCCUGUCAGCUGGUCAAAUGAAAAAUAUUACUCUGAACAGAUUCUGCCACUUUUCAGUAAAUACAAGGUGAUACAAUUCAACAAAACAGAUACACGCUUGGCAAACAAUGGGCUCCCACUUGAUCUUCAGAAACUCAGGUGUCGUGUUAAUUUCCAGGCACUGAAAUUCACUCCUCAAAUUGAGGCUUUGGGGCACAAAUUGGUUCAUAUUCUUCAGGAAAAGGGACCUUUUGUAGCUUUGCAUUUAAGAUACGAGAUGGACAUGCUGGCUUUCUCAGGUUGUACUCAUGGCUGCACUGAGGAAGAAGCUGAGGAACUCAAGCAGAUGAGGUAUGCAUAUCCUUGGUGGAGAGAGAAAGAGAUAGUGUCUGAAGAGAGGAGAUUACAAGGUUUGUGCCCUCUCACACCAGAGGAGGUGGUUUUAGUUAUGCAAGCACUGGGUUUUGAUAAGGGCAUACAGAUCUAUAUUGCAUCUGGUGAGAUUUAUGGCAGUGAACAGAGACUGGCAGCACUAAGAGCAGCAUUUCCAAAGAUUGUGAAAAAGGAAAUGCUGCUAGGCCCAGAAGAAUUGCAGCAAUUCCAGAAUCAUUCCUCUCAAAUGGCAGCCCUGGAUUUCAUGGUCUCUAUUUCCAGUAAUAUUUUCAUCCCCACCUACGAUGGGAACAUGGCAAAACUUGUGGAAGGCCACCGCAGGUACCUUGGAUUUAGAAAAUCCAUCCUACUAGAUCGAAAAGCACUUGUGGAAUUGCUAGAUUUGCAUCAGAAUGGGACUCUUUCGUGGAGUGAGUUUGAAGUUUCUGUCCGGCGGGCACAUGACAAAAGGAUGGGACAACCAACUCGUCGAAGAGUUAUUCCAGACAAGCGCAAGGAGGAAGAUUAUUUUUAUGCAAAUCCUCAAGAGUGCCUCUGCGAGAGAGCAAAUUGUGAUGACCUACUAGGCCCUAGCAACCUAAGUACAGUGCGGUGAGGUAAGUGGUGAAGCUAAAACUCACCCUCAAAUCGUGUUUCUGUGGAUUUUCUGAAUGGGGUGCAUAAUCCAUGACCCUGUCAUCGCAGGGCUUAAGGGCUUAAACGGCCAUGUAUACGCAAAGUAACGAGUUCUGUAACGAACGGCAGAAAGGAAAUUUGAAGUUCCCAUUUGGGAAUUUAAAAAUGGGUUCAUUCCUUUGUUUAAAUUUUUAUUCAUUCCGUGGUUCAUAUUUUA